AUGCGCCAAACCUCUGUCGAUGCCUCCGCCGACGAGGCGCUGGCCCGCAUGGGCUAUAAGAGCGAGCUACCUCGGAAUCUCAGUAUGAUGAGCGUCCUCGGCCUCUCCUUCGCCAUCAUGGCCGCCCCCUUCGGCCUCAGCACAACCCUCUACAUCACCCUAACCGACGGCCAAUCCGUCUCCAUAAUCUGGGGCUGGGUACUUGUGACGCUCAUCUCCAUCGCAAUCGCCGCCUCGCUCGCCGAGAUCUGCGCCGUCUACCCAACGGCCGGUGGCGUCUACUACUGGAGCGCAAUGCUCUCGACGAAGGAAUGGGCUCCCAUGAUGAGCUUCAUCGACGGGUGGUUGACGCUCGUGGGCAACUGGACGGUGACGUUGAGUAUCACGUUUUCGGGCGGACAGUUGAUCCUCAGUGCGAUUUCGCUGUGGGAUGAGACGUUUGUUGCGAAUGAGUGGCAGACGAUUCUGAUGUUUUGGGCGGUGAUUGGAGUGUGCGCGCUGGUCAAUGUGUUUUGUUCGAGGUGGUUGGAUCUCAUUAACAAGGUUUGUAUUUGGUGGACGGCCGCGAGCGUGCUUGUUAUCUUGAUUGUGUUGUUGAGUAUGGCGGAUGAGAAAAGGAGUGGGGAGUUCGUCUUUGCGCAUUAUGAUGCAUCGCAGAGCGGAUGGCCUUCUGGGUGGGCAUUCUUUGUUGGCUUACUGCAAGCUGCAUAUACCUUGACCGGCUAUGGUAUGGUUGCAGCCAUGUGUGAGGAGGUGCAGAACCCGCACCGAGAAGUUCCUAAAGCCAUUGUCCUGUCUGUGGUGGCGGCCGGUAUCACUGGAUUGAUCUACUUGAUCCCCAUCCUGUUCAUCUUGCCGGACGUGCAGACGCUCCUGGACGUGGCGAGUGGGCAGCCCAUCGGAUUGAUAUUCAAGACAGCGACAGGCUCCGCAGGUGGCGGCUUCGGUCUGCUGUUCCUGAUCUUAGGAAUCAUGAUGUUCGCAGGUAUCGGCGCCCUGACAGCCGCCAGCAGAUGCACGUACGCCUUUGCUCGUGACGGCGCGAUUCCCGGCUUUCGCCUCUGGAGGAAGGUCAACAAGCGCCUAGACGUGCCCGUGUGGGCAAUCAUCCUCUCAACAACGGUUAUUUGCCUCCUCGGCUUGAUCUACUUUGGCUCCACAGCAGCUUUCAACUCAUUCACGGGAGUGGCCACAAUCUGCCUCUCAACCUCUUACGGCCUGCCAAUCCUCAUAUCCGUCGUCCGUGGCCGACAAGCUGUCAAGCAUUCCAGCUUCUCACUCGGCCGCUACGGAUACGCCAUCAACGUCACGACGAUUGUAUGGAUUUGCCUUGCCGUCGUGUUGUUCUGUAUGCCUGUAUCUCUCCCCGUGGAUGCGGCGUCAAUGAACUAUGCGAGUGUUGUGUUUGCGGGGUUCGCCGCCAUCAGUGUUGCGUGGUACAUUGCUUAUGCUCGGAAGCACUUUACUGGCCCUCCGGUUCCUGUAGAUCAGCUUCGGGAUACGCCUGGGGUUGUGCCGGUGAAGGCGGUUGUUGAUCCGGAGCAAGCAGGCUCUAAGGAGGUUUCCACAGAGAAGUCGUGA
Molecule: messenger RNA, 1581 nt
Organism: Aspergillus calidoustus
Lineage: Eukaryota; Fungi; Ascomycota; Eurotiomycetes; Eurotiales; Aspergillaceae
Source: the annotation of a GenBank genome assembly